Hyaloscypha bicolor E is the source of this 1339-nucleotide messenger RNA. RefSeq lists its product as uncharacterized. Bases 1 to 1131 code for a protein of 376 amino acids. NCBI's taxonomy places the organism in Eukaryota, Fungi, Ascomycota, Leotiomycetes, Helotiales, Hyaloscyphaceae. The record is from RefSeq and is a predicted model, not a curated record. The transcript has 6 exons. Gene Ontology annotation, molecular function: monooxygenase activity; oxidoreductase activity, acting on paired donors, with incorporation or reduction of molecular oxygen; iron ion binding.
AUGUAUCUCGAUGCUUUAAUACCCCGCCCCUUUUUAAGCGAGACCCCCAAUUUCUUACCCCGCAUUUCUGAUCGUGGCUCCCCCGACCUUCAUUUUCACAUCUACAUCAAGGCUAAGAUAUACUUGCGCCACCUACUGCUCCGGCUAGGAUGCCUGCCUACCUUGAUAUCAAUCCUCGAGCAACUGUACCAAGAUAUAUCGCUUGCGAAGUUCGCAGCUAUCGCCGCCUCACAUAUAAAAGGACCAAGGCUCGCCCAAUUUUCAGAGCUCUGGCUCCUCGCGACCAUAUUCCAGCAAAGAGCACAUUAUGUGUUUUAUGACGACAAAAAGGAAUACGAGGCGCAAUUCUUCACCACCAAGGUAGUCACGGAUCUGGCAACCGGUGCUCCUUUCGGUGACUUAACAAGUGAUGCAGACCAGCGCGAGUAUCUCCGAACCGUCACAGAAGCCCAAUUAGCAUCUGUAAUGAUCAGCAGUAUACCUGAUCUAACCAAAAUUAUCCAGAUCCCAUGGAUUGGAAACGGCUGUCCCCAACAUCUCAAGAUGGGGAUCGCUGAGGAGAGAGUCGCAGAACGUUUUGAUCCUAAUUCGAGAAAGAAAUUAGAGAAGCCGAAUAUCAUACAAUCCUUACUUAACAACGGCUUAACUCAGGAAGAAACUUUCUCAGCUUACAGGCUCAGACACGGCUUCGUCUACUAUCAGAGCAACAAUGCUCUGUACCCUAACCUCUCCUUUGACCUGCCAAAAACUGCAAGUAGAAAUCGGCGCUGCACCACUCAGCACACCCGUUGUCCGAGACGAAGAAGCACACAAGCUCGUCUACCCCAAGCCGUGAUCUUAGAAGGAAUUCGCAUUCACCCACCUCCUGGAGGUUUACUUCUUAGAUUAACUCCUCCAGAAGGCGACACAAUAAACGGCAUUUCUAUCACAGGUGGUGUUGAGAUUGGUGUUAAUACGUGGGGAAUGAUGCGUGAUGAGGAUGUCAUUGGGCCGGAUCCAGAGAUGUUUCGCCCAGAGCAGCGGCUGGAGAUUGAGGAGGCGAAGUAUGCGGAGAUGGCGAGGGUGGUGGAUUUGACGUUUGGGGGUGGGAGGUAUAAAUGUCUUGUCUGGGGGUGGCCUUUAUGGACUUGAAUAAGGUUAUUGUUUGGAUGAGUGAGGGUCGUUCCGUCUGGAAUUGAUGGCUGACUUGAGUCCUGGUAGUUCAUGCGUAACUUUGGCUGGGCUGUGGUUGACCCGGCAAAUCCGUGGAAGAGCGCUAAUGUUGGGAUUAUCUUGUAGAGGGAGUUCUAUGUUCGGGUAUCAGAGCGGGGUCCGAGGAUACCACUUACUUUAAGUACCC